Messenger RNA from Elgaria multicarinata webbii, 8723 nucleotides. It is a transcript of the gene ATP11B, whose product is annotated as ATPase phospholipid transporting 11B (putative). Gene Ontology annotation, molecular function: ATP binding; magnesium ion binding; ATPase-coupled intramembrane lipid carrier activity. Gene Ontology annotation, cellular component: endoplasmic reticulum; plasma membrane; recycling endosome. Lineage: Eukaryota; Metazoa; Chordata; Lepidosauria; Squamata; Anguidae. The transcript is spliced from 30 exons. The record is from RefSeq and is a predicted model, not a curated record. Bases 60 to 3509 code for a protein of 1149 amino acids. Gene Ontology annotation, biological process: phospholipid translocation.
GAGCUCGCCCGCGGCAGGGCGCUGGGAGCCACCGUCGGGCCGGCCGGCCGGUCGAGGGGAUGUUGCGGUGGAUCCGACAGCAGCUGGGUUUUGACCCACCACAUCAAAGUGAUAGCCGAACUAUUUAUAUUGCAAAUCGUUUUCCCCAGCUUGGCCAUUAUGUUCCUCAGAAGUUUGCAGAAAACAGAAUAAUCUCGUCAAAGUAUACUGUAUGGAAUUUUGUUCCUAAAAAUUUAUUCGAGCAGUUCAGAAGAGUAGCCAACUUUUAUUUUCUCAUUAUAUUUUUAGUUCAGCUUAUGAUAGAUACACCUACAAGUCCAGUUACGAGUGGAUUGCCAUUGUUUUUUGUAAUAACUGUGACAGCCAUAAAGCAGGGCUAUGAAGAUUGGUUACGACAUAAAGCAGACAAUGAAGUGAAUGGAGCUCCAGUGUAUGUUGUUCGCAGCGGUGGCCUUGUAAAAACGAGAUCAAAGAACAUUCGGGUGGGGGAUAUUGUCAGAGUAGCCAAAGAUGAAACUUUUCCUGUUGAUCUUGUUCUUCUGUCCUCUGAUAGAGCAGAUGGCUCUUGUUACGUUACUACUGCAAGCUUGGAUGGAGAAACUAAUCUUAAGACACAUGUUGCGUGCCCAGAAACCGCAGUAUUGCAAUCAGUUGCCAAUCUGGACAAACUUGUAGCUGUUAUAGAAUGCCAGCAACCAGAAGCAGAUCUCUACAGAUUUGUUGGCCGAAUAACGAUAACUCAACAAAUUGAGGAAAUAGUACGACCACUUGGGCCUGAAAGUCUCUUACUUCGUGGAGCAAGAUUAAAAAACACAAGAGAAAUCUUUGGUGUAGCGGUGUAUACAGGAAUGGAGACAAAGAUGGCACUGAAUUACAAGAGCAAAUCUCAGAAACGAUCAGCAGUAGAAAAGUCUAUGAAUUCCUUUUUGAUUAUCUAUCUAAUAAUCCUCCUUUUUGAAGCCAUCCUAAGUACAAUACUGAAAUAUGCUUGGCGAUCUGAAGAAAAGUGGAAUGAACCUUGGUAUAACCAGCAAACUGAUCAUGAAAGAAACAGCAGUAAGAUCUUGAGCUUCAUUUCAGAUUUCCUUGCUUUCUUGGUACUUUACAACUUCAUUAUACCCAUUUCACUUUACGUGACGGUUGAGAUGCAGAAAUUUCUUGGAUCUUUUUUUAUUGGUUGGGAUCUUGACCUUUAUCAUGAAGAAACCAAUGAGAAAGCGCAAGUAAAUACUUCAGACCUCAAUGAAGAGCUGGGACAGGUGGAGUAUGUGUUUACAGAUAAAACUGGAACAUUGACUGAAAAUGUGAUGCAGUUUCGGGAAUGUUCUAUUAAUGGUAUCAAGUACCAAGAGAUCAAUGGCAAACUGGUUCCAGAAGGACUGAUUGAAGAUGUUCCAGAUGGAAUACAACCUAGUUUUACACAAGAGGAAGAGCUCUUCCUGAAAGCUGUUUGUCUCUGUCAUACAGUGCAGAUUAAUAACGACCAAACUGAUGGCGUUUGUGGCAGUCCUUUGCAUAGCAAUGGCAUUCCAUCUCAGCUGGAGUACUAUGCCUCCUCCCCAGAUGAAAAGGCUUUAGUAGAAGCUGCCCGCAGGGUUGGUGUUGUGUUUACUGGAGCAAGUGUAGAAAAUAUGGACCUUAAAAGCUGUGGAAAGCCAGAAAGGUACAGAUUGCUACAUGUUUUGGAGUUCAAUGCAGAUCGCAGAAGGAUGAGCGUAAUUGUAGAAAAUCCAUCAGGUGAAAAGCUCUUAUUCACCAAAGGAGCAGACUCUGUUAUUCUUCCUCGGAGUAAAGAUGGAGAAAUAGAAAAAACAAGAAUUCACGUGGAUGAAUUUGCUUUGAAAGGAUUAAGGACUCUUUGUGUGGCUUACAGAAGAUUCACAGCAGAGGAGUACCAGGAAGUGGAAAAACGUCUUCACAAGGCAAAAACUGCCCUACAGCAGCGAGAAGAGCGGGUGGCAGAGGUGUAUAACUUUAUAGAAAAAGACCUGGAAUUACUUGGAGCUACAGGAGUAGAAGACAAACUCCAGGAUAAAGUCCAAGAGACCAUAGAAGCCCUCCGACUGGCAGGUAUUAAAGUGUGGGUUCUCACUGGCGACAAGCAUGAGACGGCUGUUAAUGUCAGCUUAUCAUGCGGACACUUUCAUAGAACCAUGAAUAUUCUGGAACUUCUACAGCAGAAAUCGGACAGUGCCUGUGCAGAUCGGCUAACGCAGCUUGCCCGGAGAAUAAAGGAUGACCACGUAAUCCAGCAUGGGCUGGUGGUGGAUGGGACCAGCCUCUCCCUUGCACUCAGGCAACAUGAGAAGCUCUUCAUGGAAGUCUGUAGGAAUUGCUCUGCGGUGCUGUGCUGUCGCAUGGCGCCACUGCAGAAAGCAAAGGUUGUACGGCUGAUAAAAACCUCUCCAGAGAAACCCAUCACGUUAGCUAUUGGUGAUGGGGCUAAUGAUGUGAGCAUGAUACAAGAAGCCCAUGUUGGGAUAGGUAUCAUGGGCAAAGAAGGAAGGCAAGCUGUAAGAAACAGUGACUAUGCAAUAGCAAGAUUUAAGUUCCUUUCCAAGUUACUUUUUGUCCAUGGCCACCUUUACUAUAUUAGAAUAGCAACCCUUGUACAGUACUUUUUUUACAAGAAUGUGUGCUUUAUUACACCACAGUUUUUAUAUCAGUUCUUUUGUUUGUUUUCACAACAGACUCUGUAUGACAGUGUAUACCUGACUUUGUACAACAUUUGUUUCACUUCCCUGCCAGUCCUCAUGUACAGUCUUUUUGAGCAGCACGUGCAUCCUCACGUAUUACAUAGCAAGCCAACGCUCUAUCGAGACAUCAGUAAAAAUGCCCACUUGGGCUUUAGACCUUUCCUUUACUGGACCUUCUUGGGAUUCUCUCAUGCAUUUGUUUUCUUCUUUGGCUCGUAUCUUCUGAUGGGGGAAGACACAUCUUUGCUAGGAAAUGGCCAGAUGUUUGGAAACUGGACGUUUGGUACUCUGGUCUUCACAGUUAUGGUUAUAACAGUUACAAUGAAGAUGGCCUUAGAGACUCAUUUCUGGACGUGGAUAAAUCAUUUUGUUACCUGGGGUUCCAUUGUCUUUUACUUUAUAUUCUCCUUGUUCUAUGGUGGAAUUAUCUGGCCAUUUUUGCACACUCAAGACAUGUACUUCGUAUUUGUCCAGUUGCUGUCCAGUGGCUCUGCUUGGUUUGCCAUAAUCAUCAUAGUUGUCACUUGUUUGGCUUUUGAUGUUGUGAAAAAAGUACUCUAUGGACACCUGGAGCCCACAAGUACAGAAAAAGCCCAGCUUACUGAGACAGGCACAGGUGUCAACUGCUUGGACUCCAUGUGUUGCUUCUCAGAUGGGGAAACAGCCUGCACAUCUCUUAGAAGAGUGCUGGAACGAAUAAUGGGAAGAUGUAGCCCAACCCGCGUCAACAGAUCAUGGAGCUCUACGGAACCCUUCUUUACCAACGACCGAAGCAUCUUGACGCUGUCCACAAUGGACUCAAUUACAUGCUGACACUUUUUUCAAUGUCUUGUGGAAAUGCAUUGUGCUGGGGUCAGAUACGAGGUUACAAAUGGGUUGAGUGACCAUAUCCCUAUUUUAGCUAGUCUUCUAACCCUCUAAUUCAUAUUAGAAAAGCCCUUUUCCUCAGUGUUUCUAUUCCCCGCUCCCUAAUUGUGGGAGAUUUUUUUUUUAGGUUCCCGUUUCCUCCGAGUUCCAUGCCAACAGCUUGGGUGGAAUUGGUGGCAUUUAAUUUGAAUGUCACUGUGAAACAAUGACCAGUUUAUUGUACUAAAAAAAUGGUUGAUUUUUGAAGGCUCCAACUUAUCAUUUGCAAGAAACUGUGUUGAAAAGGUUGUUCAUAGAAGCGGUAACCUAUUAGCAUUGUUCAAGUGCAGAUCCUUGGUUUUCUAUAAUCAAGUCAAUCAACAACCCUUUUUCUUUUUUAAAUGAGCUUGAAUUUCUCCCCAAAUACCUACAAUUCAUGAAGAUAAUCAAGAUAUGACAUCCCAGCAUUACUAGAGUGGUAGCUCCAUCGCUGCAAAUGAAGAACUGAACAGAUUCUCUUCAUAUCUUUAUCUAACUAAUCUUGGGAGACUUUGAACAUGGAAAAAUCAUGAAGAAGCCAAAAGAUACAUUAUUUUUCCUGUUUCUGCAAGAGCUGCAAAAGUAAUGGUGGCACUUGUACAUCGUUAACAUCAAAUAAAGCCCAGUUUGGAGCUAUAUAAGAGGUCAUAUUGCAAAACAUGGCCUUACGGGGAAGAACUUACAUGCAUGAACUGGGUUUUUCUUUUUCCCCUGCCAUGAAUCAAAGGCUGCUUAUGGAGUCAUGCUGAGAGCAGCAAUCCCUGCAUUUCCUUCCAGAUAACAUCUGGUAAAAGGCUAUCUGUAACACGAUGCCACUGCAUUCAGUAUUCCCACCCACCCCCCACUUCAUUGACUGUUGUCUUUGGAGGGAGGAAAACUGAGUGCCUCACACAUGUUCUUUUACCAGAUGUCACUGCCAUGAAGUGGGGUUGUUAUUCUCAGCAGCUGCAUGUUUCUUGUAGGGUCUACUUUGGAAGUCCCACUUCUUUCUCCCCAACAGUGUUGAGGGCACCUUUUCUAAGGGUGUGGGCGGCGUCUUCCAAAAAUGGGACAGCGGUCGAACACCUCACCUUGUGUGUGGAGGUCAUUGUUUCAUGGAUUGGGCCAAACACUUGUAAAUUGUACUACUUUUAGGAAUGUCUGCACGUUUUGUCUUUCAAGUGCAUUUUUUUCCUUAUAAGGAGGAAGAGCAUAUGCCAAUAGCACUCUGACACAGCUCCUGUUCAUUCCAUGAGGUUUGCAAGGGAGACCUUCCCAACAGAUGAUGCCCUUGCAGUCAAAUGACGUACUUUGCCUUCUGUCCAACCCCCCCUCCCCCUUUCGAAUGCCCUCAUUCAAAAGUGGUCCAUUCCAUCAAUUUCACAAAAUCACUCAUUCAUAGACACUGUUGCCAUUCUGGUUUGUCCUUUCAUCUUUGCAAGUAAACUUGUUAGAAAACGCAUCAGACUCAAACAAUCCAGCUCCAAGCAUUUAAUUACAGUCUUUAUCGUACAAUGUAUAUUUUCGGGUUUGCUUUUUGUUUGAAGAGUUAGAAUUGAAAUAUUUUAUCCACAGAUGCGCAGUUUUUAUUUGAAGUUAAACUGACUGCCAUUUUUUUUAAACUUCCCCAUUUGUUGCCCUCUUUCUCCUCCCCUUCUCAGUGUGUGUAAGGGUACAGAAGAAGCAUGCAUUUAAACAAAUUCAGGAGGAGUAUAAGAAUCCAUCUUGUCCAAGCCAGGUAUAACUUUCUAUCUAAGAAAACAAAACAAACAUACAAAGUGAAGAUGUAUUUCAUUGUUUCAUUUGUUUGUGCAUGAUAAACAGGACUUGGGUCAAAUGGAAGCAGAGCAAUUAUAUUUUGUAUUGGAUCAGAAAUACUUUUAUAAUUUCUUUUCAAAAAGAAGAAAUAAUAAUGUUUGUGUAUUUUUGAUAACCUGAUAUGUUUAGUUCUAGGUUCAGUCAUGUGCAAAUGUGUUAGCUGAGCAAAAUGAACCAAGUGUGGGAACUUGGUAUGAAAUUAAUGAAUGACAACAUAUUGUUGAGAAGUCGGCAGUUUUACCUGCAUUAUUUUCCCCCCAGAUCUGGGUUAUGUUCUGUAAGUCACUCCAAUGCUUGGGCGCACAUAAGAAACCUAGUCUCAAAUUAUUAUUAUGCACUGCUGCCACUUUGACGGAAUCUGAACGACAAAAUGUCACAUCUCCAGUUUAAAGAAUUCGCCGGUCAAAUGUUCAUGAAAGAUUCCUGGUCCAAAAUACUGUGGGAUUCUGAUGAUGAUGUUCCAUCUGACCUGGACCUUCUGCAUUCAUGACAGUUUGGAGGGCUUCGUGGCAGUAGGAACUCAAGCAAGGAGCUCCCCUUGAACUUGAUGUCAAUGGAGAAUUCUGUGUGCAUCAGCAGAACCCUUGUGUUGUCGUUAGAAUUGCUAGAUAGAUUGAGACUGGCGCCAGGGUGUUCCAGCAAUUCAGAAAUCUAUCCCUUCUAUGAAAGAUGACAUGAUACAUGGCUGUCUUCUUCUGCCACAGUCCUGCAUGGAAUGGCCUGAUGUGGAUUGUUCUAUGUGUUGGUCCCAGUUAACUAAGGCCUAAUCUACACCAAGCAGGAUAUUGCACUAUGAAAGCGGUAUAUGGUAUGUGUCAAUGGCCCCAACAGUUGUCAGUGCACUUCUAUACCGCUAUAAAGCAGUAGUUUGGCUCCUGUCUUUUAUAUACCACUUUCAUGCCAUUUUCAUAGUGCAAUACCCUGCUUGGUGUAGAUUAGGCUUAAAUCUGCUCUUGAGUUCGAGCUGAAUCUGCAGGUUCCCAGGUUUCUGGCAACUAUUACACACUAACUCUGGAGUAAGUUCUCUGCCUCCCUUUUUUGCAUGGGGGCUGAUUCAGGACAAAGUUUUGUGACUAAUUUUUCUACCUUCGAUAUGUUGUAUUUUGGCUUUACUAAUUUUGCCCUCAGCAGGUUCAACACCUGUAAAACUUGACCUCACUGACUCGUAGGGGACAGAAGGGAGCCUUUUUUCUCCUAUGGCCACCUUUCAUAAUUGCACUGCCUUGCAGAGUGCAAAGGAUGAAUCCAGAGGAAGCUUAAACAUGCUGGAAAUCAACCAGGCUUAAGGCCCCAUUCUUUUCAGUGCAUCAUAGAACCAGAUCAGACACACAAAAUUGUUCCACAGUAAAAGGGCAUGACCCUCCUCCAGAAUGCAGCUGCUUGGAGGGAGUAACUUUUUAUCUCGCCUGCCCUCAACAAAAAAUAGCAGCUGCAAUGAAAGGUCCAUCGGCUUAGACACUUCCUGCAUGCGUGCAGCUACGUCUCCAAUGCCUGUUAGAUGGUUCCACAUGGAGUGAUGUCUACAGUGGCCUGUUAAGUUCAUCUGAUUUUCACCAAGGUUGUUUGUUAAAUUACUAAAUAAGAAGUGUAUGUGUGUGUGUGUGUGUGUGGAGAAAGCAUGACUGAAACCUGGGCAUUUCUAGAUCCAGCAGCAUUGCUGCACAGGUGGGACCUCCAGUGGGCACAGGGCAUAUAUUACUCAACAUCUCCUGCUUACGCAGAAUUUUCCCUGUGCCUGUCACCUGCUGGUUUUUUGGGCAACAAAUCAGCUGACUCAGAGGUGAAACUGGGGUGGCUCCCUGCUUCUGGGCUUGCACUUUGCAUGUGUGCAUGCACUCUGCAUGUUUAGUAAGCAGAUGUCCCAGGUUCAAUCCCUGGCAGCUCUGGGUAGGGCUGGAAAAGACUUAGACCUCCUGGAGAGCUGUUGCCAAUAGCUCUGCCAGCUCAGGUGAUGGGAAUUGUAGUCCAACACAUAUGGAGGUCAACAGGUUGAGUAUAGACAAUACUGAGCUAGCUGGACCAGCGUUCUGAGUCGGUAGAAGGCAUUUCCCCUCUAACAGAUGUUAAACUUGUCAUAAAGCUGCUGCUGAAAACUGUCAUUGCUCCCUUCCCUACAAUCCUUGGGAUUGUAAUUUGGUGCAAGUAGUAAGGGUUUUUUUGGGUAGAGAUCCCCAGCCCUUCUAGAACAAGAUCAUUGUAGGGAGAAAGAAUGGCUGUGAAACCAGUUAGCUCAUCUGCAGUGCAGAUACAAUCUGAGAAUAGAGGGAUGUGUUGGAAAAUGUGAUUAAAGAUGAGUCCUAACUCUGGAAAAGCGUACAGGCUUUUCCUGGCACUAUCACCAUAGAAUAACUCCAGCAGCAAUUUGGAAACUGCCACUAUUUUGGACAUCUUAUCCUUUUUGCUUGCCAUGUUUUAACAAAUGCAUUGAAUGACCAUAACAGCUGAUAGAUAAUACAACAAAUGUUUUCGCUGACUAAAUUGUAUACAGAGGUAUAUGAGGAGAUAUUAGGAAGUAUUGUGAAUGCUUUAACAAUUCCCCCAGCCCUGAUCCAGAGACAGUUAAUCUCGCUUAAGGCUACAGUCUCGUGCACUCUUACCUGAGAGUAAGCUCUAUUUGACAUAAUGGGACUUGCUUCUGAAUACACGGGAUUAACACUCCAGUUUUCCCAUUGAGUUAAUUUUAUAACUUAACUUGUUGCCUCUGAAUUAGGGCCAAUUUGUUUUUCAAGAAUAUCCAAUGUGACAAAUAGUGCUAAUACUUUGUACUCAAUGCUUUCAAUGUGAAUUGUCAUUGACUCAGAGGAGUGCUACUUUAUUUUUUUAGCUGUGGGAUAAAAGUUAUACACACUCCUUUUUAAGAAUCUGGGAAAUAGCUUAUUUUUAAACUUGAGGGUCUCAGAUACAUUAUUCUUACUAUGCCAAAGACUGCUUCAUAAAACAUGCUUCAUUUAAAGUUCUGUUAGUUGUUCUCACCCUUACACUCAAGAAGAAACAAUCAACCAUUCUUGGUUUUGAACAAUGCGCAUGGCUGGGUGUGCUGCUCUCAAGUUUUGGAAAAUCCCUUCACAUUUUGGUACAGUUGCGAGGAACACUGAAUGUACCCCAUCCUAGCUGUUUCUACAAAAACCUGCAAGCUAAACAUUAAAGGAGCAUUGCCAAUUGGAACCCGAAGCAAUAAUUGGUACCGAAGACAUCUUGACCGCAGGCACUGUGGCCACCCCUGCCAUUGGUUUUAGAUGCUCUGUGGCAACAGAAUUUAAUGUAGCGUGCUUCCUGUCCUGCUAUGUCAAUGUUCUAUAAAAGUUUAUGGAAAUUAUAUUUAUUGAAUAAAAUUUUGACUUUUAA